Messenger RNA from Colletes gigas, 6811 nucleotides. RefSeq lists its product as uncharacterized. The record is from RefSeq and is a predicted model, not a curated record. NCBI's taxonomy places the organism in Eukaryota, Metazoa, Arthropoda, Insecta, Hymenoptera, Colletidae. The transcript is spliced from 18 exons. Bases 459 to 3764 code for a protein of 1101 amino acids.
GCCGGUUCGUGUCCGUGUGUUUCGCGCGCGACUUCCGCCUGAUCGCUCGUUUCUUCUCCGCGGCGACUGGCGUCGAUACCUCGUCACCAGUGUUUUCUCGUCGACUUCUGCCCCCGGAACGCGGUCACCAGGUCGUGCUUCCCGAUAACGAACAGCGAAGAUUCGCGCGCGAACGAGUGAGCCAAUCCCGCGAGUCCCUCGAUCAUUUCGAAACGAGUUCUCCGCGAGUGACGGUCGAUCGAGUGUCCACCCGGCUGAGGAAUAGCGAAUAAUCGUCGCGAAGUAACAGAGAACAGUGGACGAUCAUGGUGUGACUCGGGUAGCGAAAGAGAUCUUUCGGAAAGAUCGACGAGGUCGACCGGUGGUUGUGUGGUGAUUGGUUUUGGUGGUGGUGGUUGAUACGCUCCUGGGAGUCGGAAGCCCGUUGGCACCUGGGCCUCGUUUACAUCGGUUUACUCAUGCUGGGAGUUUUGAAGCGGCGCUGGAAGCCAUCGAAAAGGGCUUCCAGCGUCCGCGGACCUGAUUCGCCCCUCAACUCGGAUCUGGCGCUCGAUAAGCCUCGCCCCAUACCAUCGCCCAGACAAAUUCAUCCCUUGUACGGCGAGAAAGCAGGGUUGUUGGGAUACUGCGAUCCAGUCGGUAACGCGGAGAAUUUCCCACCAGCCCCUAACAUCGUCGUCGAGGGUGGCAGAAUCGAGUUCGUGCGCCCCUCGCAGGAUGGCACCACCACACCCCGUAGGAACACCACCUCCAGAGGGUCGCAGACCUUCAACGACGAGCCGGAGAAGUCUGACCCUGCGAAGGUACGUAACUGGCAACGACACAAUAAUAUUUUGUCCCCAUCUCUCCUGAAAACUGUGAGUGACCUCACGUUUGAGUACUGCAAUAUUAAUCACCAACUCGAGGAGAGUUUGGAGGAACGAGUGCAGGAACUCGAACAGGCGUUGCAAGCAGAACGAGUCGCUGCUCAACGCGAUCGUGCGACGAUCACAAAGUUGCAACGACAAAUCAACAAGAGAGAGGCUACGCAACGAGAUGUGGAACGCGAACGACGACAACGAAUGGAGGCCGAAGCUCGGGUACGCGAGGCUACGGCUGAAGCUGAAAGAGCACGUUCCAGAGUCCAUCACCUUCAGAGAGAAUUGGCCAGGAUGGAGGAGUCGUCGCGGGGGCUGCUGCAGCACAAGCACAGGGCCGAACAGCUGAAGCAAGAAAAAACUGCACUCACACUUUCUUACGAGGCACGCGUGCACCAAUACCAGGCUCAGAUCUCGAAGCUCCAGCUGGAGAACGAGUCCAUGAGGGGUCAGCUCCGUGGUUUGGAGGCUGCAUGCGCUGGUGAAGUGCACGCUGCACUGGUGGCGCGUCUGGCGACCUUGGAGACGGAGCACGCCGCUUUGGCGCGGGACGCCGACGCUCAGCGUCGCCAGUACGAGCGGUGCCUGGACGACGUCGCCAACCAGGUGGUCCGCGCCCUUCUAUCCCAAAAGAGUCUGAGGGAGGAGAUCGGUGCGCUGCAGAGGCGCAUCCGCGAGCUCGAGGCGCAAAAUCGAGCCCUCUCGGGACUGUUGGCUCAAGCUGCGAGCCCUGGCAGCCCGUCGGAGUUGAUUCAAGGGAUCCUCGAAGCUGGACCAGCAGCUGUGGUGGCUGCCCUCGGUUUGGAUCCAUCUUGGGUCCCUUUGUCCAGGCCUCGGUCUCUCAAUUUACAAAUACCCGUCAUGGCGGCUACGAAAUGUCGACGAAACAGACCUUUGGCCCAAAAACCGUCGGAGGAGGAGGGCAGUGAGAGCCCGGAGAGUGGAAACAGGGACGAGGGUUACUCAACAAUGUCCAGCGAUGUUCAGGGCGAGGGCGCGCGACAGGAACCCUCCCGAGGAUUGGAGGAUCUCAAGGAAGCCACCGACGAGACCGAGGCUGAUGUUUCACCGGAUGCACGAUUGGUCGCCCUCGACGCCGGCGACCCGGACGUCCUCUUCUUGCCACUGAAUCUCACCGUGGGAAUAAAUCCACGUCACAGCUACCCGCCGACCAAAGAUUUGCUGCCGUAUCAGCACGUGAUGCGCAGCUUCUCUGACAGUCACUUGUGUCUCAAGCUAACCACAACGACCAAUUUUACACCGUACAAGCUACCCAGCCCCAUGGGAUCUUCGUCCCUCCUCCUCGUCGAGGAGGAGGGCUGGGACGCCGAGUACGUGCAACAGUGGCUCAGGUUGGACGACAGCAGAAGUGCUCAACAACAUCGAGAUCUCCUCGAGUUGGAAUACGACAGAGCAGAACUGGAAGAUUGGAGUUUCUCGUUGUCCACCGAGGACCUUGUUCAAAAUGAAACCACGGUAUGGAAGGAACCCGUUCCCACCCCCGCGCUUCCAGCAAUCAAGGAACAUAAUCCUCUGGAAUUGGAAGAGGACGCGAACGAAUGCUUAUGGAAUGGCGCCAGUUAUCUCGCUGAUAGAACAGGAGGAGAAUUGGUUGCCCUUCUCAUGGACGCCAGAGCAACCGGAUCCUGGCCGUACGCCACGAGUCCUGGUGCUUCCUGGAGCAGCGAGGAAGGAGUUCUCGAGAAUUCCAGCAAACGUUCAUCCGCGGCAUUGUCCGGCUGCAGCGACGACCCGGACUCUCCAUCAAUCGGUACAGACUUCACCAGAGACUUCUACCGAUUGGUGAAGUUCGAGAGUACGAAGAGCUUGGCCAGCACGUCGUCGAGAAGCGGAAGACCACCACCGGACAGAGAACAAGCCCUCCAGAGCGUCCUAUCCUUCAUCGCCGAGCAACAAAUGUAUUUGGCAGAGCUGCCGAACAACCUUUUGGAGCACAACGCGUCUCUUACAACGGAAGCUCUAGAGAAGACGGAGAAUAAGGACGAAUGCGGAACGGAAGGAAUGUGUAUCGAAAUGGAGACGUCCAUCGACCAGGAUAACAGCAACGCGGACAACAUUGUCGAAACGAGCAGUAACGAUGACUUGCUGGAUCAGAUACCUGUACCCCCUUUAGCACCAGAGGAGAGAAUAAUUAGCGCGGUGGCUUGUAACGGUGGUGUUUCGUACACCACGGUUGCGCCCUCCGAAUUAGGCGCCGUUCCCGAAGAAGACGAAGAAGCUGCUACUUCCUCCACGCCGAGCACAGUCGUCAGUCCAGCAAGAGCUCCGCUGCUGAUCGAGGGCAGGGACCGAUCGUUGAGCUUUCACGAACGCGCCACGUCGAAGGAUGUCAUAGACGAGCUGAAUCGAAUGAUCAGGAAGGGCGAGGAGCACAAUCUUAACCAAGAGACCCACUUGCCGCUCGAAAAAUUAGAUCUCGCUUGCUGCUGUCCAACCGGAUGGGUUCACGUUGAACGAGACAUUGACUUCACCGACCCAAAAGCAAGAGCCAAUCUUUUAGACGUGAUGCUAGCAAGCAGCGAAAGUUCUUCGGCGGCAUCGAGCAACGGAUCAGCCGGAAGUGACUCGGGGGAUGAACCGCCUGACUACCGUCACUUGCAUAGAUUACACCGAUACCGACGACAAAAGAAAGCAUCGGCGGCCCAGGCACACCGUGUGCUGCGUCUACCGUCUACCUGGGGCUCGUCGAGGCCUUCGAUCAUCGGACGGGGUGACGACUUCUUCGUGCGAUACGGGGACAAGGAACGCGAAGCCGUGGCCUCCUUCGACUUCCUUGACGAGUUCGUGGCACCCUCUUUGACGGGCUCCAACGCCAGUCUUAUCGAUUUGGAUGACACUCCGUCUCCCGACCUUCAUAGCGACAUCAUGACGCUCUCCCCGCUCUAGGAUCAGCUUCGAGGCAGGACUCUGCUCUAAAGCUACACGCUGAGGGUGGACUCUCGUCAGGGAUAGGCAAACUGUGUUGAAACUAUGCUCGAUUCCUUCCACCAUAGAAGUUUUAUGUUGUUUCCUUACAGAGUUGAAAUUUGGGGCAAAUGUUCAGGGAGAGUCUCGAUUUUUAUCAUUUUUUUAACGCUACAAAAAUUAAGGUAGAUAAAUCUUUGAAGAAUCAAAACUCAAACAAUUUGUUACCUUGAUAGAGGUUUACAUAGAAUUCUUCGUCAACUUGUUUUCUUAUAGAGAAGCUUAAAUUCGGGGCAAUUAUUCAGGGAAAGUCUCGGUUUCGAUGAUUUUUUUAACGCUACAGAAAUUAAGGUAAAAUCCUCGAAAACUAAGAAUCAUCCCUUGUGAAAUACUUAAAAAUCGUCGAAAUCGAUGCAACUUCUGUUUUUUUAAACAAUUACCAGAACAGUUUGUUAACUGACAAUAUCAUUGCACAAAUUACUGUUAAAUGCGAGCACGGUGCUAUCAAAAAAAAAUUUGACCGAUGAUAAAGCACCCUGAUACAUUGCUUACUUACGCAUAAAAUCAAUCCUGAUCGCAACCCACUAGAAAAUGAUUAAACGAAAGCAACAAUUUUGGUAAUAUUUUAUUUAUUAUAGUAAACGUACAAUAUAAUAAUCACAACUUACUCCCGAGAGAAGGGAAAGGUAACUAUUGUAAAAUUUAAUCAUGUCGAACCAUCAUUUUUGCCGUCUUGAGCUAUCUUCCAACUAUUUUAUGACUUACUACACAUUUAUUUUCUUUUAGUUUGAAAGAGUACGUAAGAUCCGGCAAAACCACGCUAGAAUAUUCUUUAUCAUCCUGCUGCCUUAAGUUACACAUUCUUUAUAAAACAAAUAUCGGCGCACAAGAUGAAGAAUCAAAUAAGUUAAUAAAUGAACGAACACAUGUAUUAUAGUUUGCCUAUCUAUGACAGAACUUCUCAAAAGUGUGCACCUUUUCUGGUCUCCAGCUACUUACUAUUUGUUACUACAUCCCUAUGGAACUCGCUCUUAAAUAUUUGAAUCUGUAAAUAGGGUACUCACUUUCCUAUAAAUAAGAACAGUUUCAUUAUUUUCAAGUUGCAUCUAUCCCCGAUGCUAUACAAUGCAUUAAUGUUUUUAUAUAUCCUUAAACAACGUGCAUUGAAGGUAACUAAAGCUAAGAGCAUCGUGUUUCGUCUGGAUAAACAAAAGUUUCAAUGAAAUAAUUGUACAACUUAUGUCACGGCAUUAACGUCUUACUUUCUAGUUUUAUUUUGGGAGCUUCCUGUUGGCGGAAUAUUCAGUGAAACUAUUUCUGAUCGGUAGAUUUUGUCGCGUCUGUCGUGCAAGAGGAUUAGUUCUACUCCGCGAAAUAAUUUCAAUUCGAACGAUGCAAUUCUUUCUUGAUUACUUAAAUUUAUAUAGACGAAUAAGGGAACGAGCAGAAGACAAUUAUUGUAUGUACUUGAAGUGUACUCUCUUUGCUCACAAGAUGGAAGUAGAUUUCUUAAUUAGCGUAUGCAUACAAGUAACACUGAAGUAUGAGUAAUAUUCCGUAAAAGGUGGUCUAAACACUAUUAGGAUGUAGCGUGUACAGUGCAUAUGAAUUACCACGAUGAAGACAUCAUAGACUGGAACUAUGACCAUACUUCAUGCUACAAAACUCGAUACAAAAUAUCAUCGGAAUUGUGUCAAGUAUUUCCAAUAGUACUUCCAUCGAUGAUCUUGUUGAACUAGAUCACAAUAAAUAAUAGUACAGAUUGAAGUAACUUUAUUAAAAGUGCAACGAGUAUUCUGUCGUAGAGAUUUACACGUCGCGUGCAGAAAAGUUUUAUUUCCACUUUCUGUCAUUUUAACCGGGAAUUUGACGUUUCGAAGAAGAAAAAAAAAAGUUAGUUACCGAUAGGACAAAGUGCAACUUUAAAACGUUUGAUUGACUAAAAACGUAACGACGUUACGUUGAACGAAUACAAGUGAUAGAGUAACCGUUUCUAUAUUUUUCAACAAAAUCUUAUGAUUUAAACGUAACGCGAUACUAAACGCGUCAUCUUCCGAAACUGAGCUUAGAAACUCUAGAUUAAGACUAUUCGACGAUUUUGUAUAAACACGAAUUUGUACUGUUUCCUGGACGAUCGACGGUAAAAGGUUGGAGACGCAUUAUAAUCUAUUAUUAUUUGUGUAAAACUCGUAUUAUACCGUACGCUACGAGCGCGUAUUACUUUCGUUCCGUGUUUAGCAAAAAAAAAAAAAGAAAAGAAAAGAAAAAAAUAUCGAGUCUACGUAUCUUGCUGAUUGUAAGAUAGUAGAGUGUCCGGGAUUCGAACAAACGCGUGAGUCGUAGACUGUAGAAAGAAAUGAAAAAUGAAACUCGAAACAAAGUAGUUUCCGUUACGAUCAAAACGCUGUACCAAGUAGAAGAUUUCGUCGUAAUUUAUACGAAAUUCGCCACGAACAUAAAUGUUCGGUAUAACGGUUAAUUUGCGUUUGGUCAAAUUAUUAGGGAUAAUAUCAUUAGUACGUAUUAACGUUAAGAUAACGAGUCGAUAGAAAUCAAGAUAUUUUACACGUAGACAUAUUAAACACGAUGGAUAUUUUCAAUAUUUGAAACGAAGACUGUAUGGGUACAAAGUUGUCUUUUGCGUUCAACCAUUUCUACCAAUUAUUCUUCGUACCAUAUUCGUAAGUCUAACCCGUCUGUUCACAUAUGGAUUAAACCGAAUAGAAUGGCACACGUAUAUGACAAAGCCCGAAUCCGAUUUUACGUUAUCAACGCGUAAAUAACUACGAAAACGAUGUAUCGUAUAAUUUGUAUCUAGUUAUCAUAGAAAUGUUAUCGUAUUGUAUUACUAAUUUUAAUAUUUAGUGACUACAACGAAGAAGUUCCGACGAAAACAACUUUUGUCCUGCAGUCUCUGAGUAAUCGAUUAAUGAUAUAGCUGUAAGGUACAUGUAAGUUACAUUAUAUCGAAAAUUCGAUUACUAAACACUGCUCCCUCUCCCCACUCCUCCCCAAUCCCCAAUCAAAGG